AUGGCAGGGGUACUUGCAAACAACUCAGGGCGAUCCACGCCCCAGGCGGAUGCCGCGGUUGAGAAGAAUGGAGCCCAUGUUGAAUUCAAUGAGCAAACUAAUUAUGUGCCUAAGCGCACCAUCAUCACGAUCUUCCUGGCAUGUUCCACGGUCGAUUUACUGGCUUUGAUGGACCAGACAACUCUGGCGGCCAGUUUGUCUAUUAUUGGGAAUGCAUUAGGAGCUAGUGAUCAAACUUCGUGGAUAUCGGGCGGUUAUUUCGUAACAUCAACAUGUUUCCAGUUACUAUAUGGCAAACUUUCUGACAUCUGGUCUCGCAAGCUGGUUCUCUUCGUCGGUCUGGCCAUCUUCUUUUUCGGGUCACUAGCAGCCUCUCUUGCUCAGACUGCCACACAAUUGAUCGUCUUCCGUGCUUUCACUGGAGUAGGCGGCGGCGGCCUUAUGACAGUUGCACAGAUGAUUGUCAGUGAUGUUGUUCCACUUCGUGAACGAGGUAAAUAUCAAGGUAUCCUAGGUGCCGUGGUUGCUAUUGCCAACGGCAUAGGCCCUGUCAUCGGCGGUGCAUUAGCCUCGAUAUCGGAAGACUCAUGGCGAUGGAUCUUCCGUCUCAAUCUGCCUUUAACAGCUUUGACUACCCUGGCGGUUCUGUUCUUCAUGCCUCUUCGCAAGGUUACUGGUGACUGGAAAGUCAAGCUGAAGGCGAUCGAUUUCUUCGGUGCGCUUUUGGCUCUAGGGGGAACCUCAGUCCUGCUUCUUGGUUUGACUUGGGGUGGUGGUGAAUACUCAUGGAACUCAGCUCAUGUUAUUGCAACUUUGGUUGUUGGAUUCGCCAUCUCUGUUGCUUUUGUUGCGUGGCAGUGGAAGGGAACGUCAACGCCGCUUGUUCCAAUGCAUAUUUUCAGGGGCAAGAUUGUGAACGGCGCCUGUUUGACUAUGUUUAUCAAUGGGUGGAACUUUUGGUUCAAGUCUACUAUAUUCCCACCUUCUAUCACUGUCAGCAGUACCGGUUCUGGCCUCAUUGUACAUUGGGUUGGCCGCUAUCGAGAAUGUAUCCUCUUUGGAUGGGUCAUCUGGGCUGCUGGGCUUGGGCUUUUCUCGACACUCGAUCAGAACUCGGGACUGGGAAAGCAGAUUGGAUAUGGUAUCCUCACAGGUGUUGGAGUUGGAAACACUCUGCAGCCUGCUCUCAUUGCCGUCCAGGCUGGUGUCGAAAGGCGAGACAUGGCUGUGGUCACCUCCUUCAGGAACUUUGUACGCAAUCUUGGUGGCACACUUGGCCUUGCUAUAGCGGGAACUAUCAUCAACAACAUCGUCUCCUCGUCCAUCUCAGUCCUUCAACUUGACGAGACUCAGUCCCGUUCCCUCCUCUCCAGUCCACAAAAUUAUCUUUCAAAGCUACCUGCAGAAGAUGCACAGCACGUGCGUGAUGUUCUUACCCCGGCGUAUCAAAAAGGCUUCCGCAUUAUCUUCAUCAUUGGUGCAUCGCUUGCAGCACUUGCUUUCUUCUUGUCUGCUUGGCUGAUCCCACAGCUUGGUCUAAAGCGAGCAGAUGAUGAAAAAUUGAAAGAGGAGGGAAAGAAGAGGAUAGAAGGAAAAUUGGACGAGGAGAAGAGAUAG
Molecule: messenger RNA, 1617 nt
Organism: Penicillium canescens
Lineage: Eukaryota; Fungi; Ascomycota; Eurotiomycetes; Eurotiales; Aspergillaceae
Exons: 7
Coding region: 1-1617 (538 amino acids)
Biological process (GO): transmembrane transport
Molecular function (GO): transmembrane transporter activity
Source: RefSeq, a predicted model, not a curated record